Molecule: messenger RNA, 14646 nt
Organism: Knipowitschia caucasica
Lineage: Eukaryota; Metazoa; Chordata; Actinopteri; Gobiiformes; Gobiidae
Source: the annotation of a GenBank genome assembly
AUGAUAAAAGAAGAGGGGGGGGGGGGGGGGGGGGGGGGGGGGGGGGGGGGGGGGGGGGGGGGGGGGGGGGGGGGGGGGGGGGGGGGGGGGGGGGGGGGGGGGGGGGGGGGGGGGGGGGGGGGGGGGGGGGGGGGGGGGGGGGGGGGGGGGGGGGGGGGGGGGGGGGGGGGGGGGGGGGGGGGGGGGGGGGGGGGGGGGGGGGGGGGGGGGGGGGGGGGGGGGGGGGGGGGGGGGGGGGGGGGGGGGGGGGGGGGGGGGGGGGGGGGGGGGGGGGGGGGGGGGGGGGGGGGGGGGGGGGGGGGGGGGGGGGGGGGGGGGGGGGGGGGGGGGGGGGGGGGGGGGGGGGGGGGGGGGGGGGGGGGGGGGGGGGGGGGGGGGGGGGGGGGGGGGGGGGGGGGGGGGGGGGGGGGGGGGGGGGGGGGGGGGGGGGGGGGGGGGGGGGGGGGGGGGGGGGGGGGGGGGGGGGGGGGGGGGGGGGGGGGGGGGGGGGGGGGGGGGGGGGGGGGGGGGGGGGGGGGGGGGGGGGGGGGGGGGGGGGGGGGGGGGGGGGGGGGGGGGGGGGGGGGGGGGGGGGGGGGGGGGGGGGGGGGGGGGGGGGGGGGGGGGGGGGGGGGGGGGGGGGGGGGGGGGGGGGGGGGGGGGGGGGGGGGGGGGGGGGGGGGGGGGGGGGGGGGGGGGGGGGGGGGGGGGGGGGGGGGGGGGGGGGGGGGGGGGGGGGGGGGGGGGGGGGGGGGGGGGGGGGGGGGGGGGGGGGGGGGGGGGGGGGGGGGGGGGGGGGGGGGGGGGGGGGGGGGGGGGGGGGGGGGGGGGGGGGGGGGGGGGGGGGGGGGGGGGGGGGGGGGGGGGGGGGGGGGGGGGGGGGGGGGGGGGGGGGGGGGGGGGGGGGGGGGGGGGGGGGGGGGGGGGGGGGGGGGGGGGGGGGGGGGGGGGGGGGGGGGGGGGGGGGGGGGGGGGGGGGGGGGGGGGGGGGGGGGGGGGGGGGGGGGGGGGGGGGGGGGGGGGGGGGGGGGGGGGGGGGGGGGGGGGGGGGGGGGGGGGGGGGGGGGGGGGGGGGGGGGGGGGGGGGGGGGGGGGGGGGGGGGGGGGGGGGGGGGGGGGGGGGGGGGGGGGGGGGGGGGGGGGGGGGGGGGGGGGGGGGGGGGGGGGGGGGGGGGGGGGGGGGGGGGGGGGGGGGGGGGGGGGGGGGGGGGGGGGGGGGGGGGGGGGGGGGGGGGGGGGGGGGGGGGGGGGGGGGGGGGGGGGGGGGGGGGGGGGGGGGGGGGGGGGGGGGGGGGGGGGGGGGGGGGGGGGGGGGGGGGGGGGGGGGGGGGGGGGGGGGGGGGGGGGGGGGGGGGGGGGGGGGGGGGGGGGGGGGGGGGGGGGGGGGGGGGGGGGGGGGGGGGGGGGGGGGGGGGGGGGGGGGGGGGGGGGGGGGGGGGGGGGGGGGGGGGGGGGGGGGGGGGGGGGGGGGGGGGGGGGGGGGGGGGGGGGGGGGGGGGGGGGGGGGGGGGGGGGGGGGGGGGGGGGGGGGGGGGGGGGGGGGGGGGGGGGGGGGGGGGGGGGGGGGGGGGGGGGGGGGGGGGGGGGGGGGGGGGGGGGGGGGGGGGGGGGGGGGGGGGGGGGGGGGGGGGGGGGGGGGGGGGGGGGGGGGGGGGGGGGGGGGGGGGGGGGGGGGGGGGGGGGGGGGGGGGGGGGGGGGGGGGGGGGGGGGGGGGGGGGGGGGGGGGGGGGGGGGGGGGGGGGGGGGGGGGGGGGGGGGGGGGGGGGGGGGGGGGGGGGGGGGGGGGGGGGGGGGGGGGGGGGGGGGGGGGGGGGGGGGGGGGGGGGGGGGGGGGGGGGGGGGGGGGGGGGGGGGGGGGGGGGGGGGGGGGGGGGGGGGGGGGGGGGGGGGGGGGGGGGGGGGGGGGGGGGGGGGGGGGGGGGGGGGGGGGGGGGGGGGGGGGGGGGGGGGGGGGGGGGGGGGGGGGGGGGGGGGGGGGGGGGGGGGGGGGGGGGGGGGGGGGGGGGGGGGGGGGGGGGGGGGGGGGGGGGGGGGGGGGGGGGGGGGGGGGGGGGGGGGGGGGGGGGGGGGGGGGGGGGGGGGGGGGGGGGGGGGGGGGGGGGGGGGGGGGGGGGGGGGGGGGGGGGGGGGGGGGGGGGGGGGGGGGGGGGGGGGGGGGGGGGGGGGGGGGGGGGGGGGGGGGGGGGGGGGGGGGGGGGGGGGGGGGGGGGGGGGGGGGGGGGGGGGGGGGGGGGGGGGGGGGGGGGGGGGGGGGGGGGGGGGGGGGGGGGGGGGGGGGGGGGGGGGGGGGGGGGGGGGGGGGGGGGGGGGGGGGGGGGGGGGGGGGGGGGGGGGGGGGGGGGGGGGGGGGGGGGGGGGGGGGGGGGGGGGGGGGGGGGGGGGGGGGGGGGGGGGGGGGGGGGGGGGGGGGGGGGGGGGGGGGGGGGGGGGGGGGGGGGGGGGGGGGGGGGGGGGGGGGGGGGGGGGGGGGGGGGGGGGGGGGGGGGGGGGGGGGGGGGGGGGGGGGGGGGGGGGGGGGGGGGGGGGGGGGGGGGGGGGGGGGGGGGGGGGGGGGGGGGGGGGGGGGGGGGGGGGGGGGGGGGGGGGGGGGGGGGGGGGGGGGGGGGGGGGGGGGGGGGGGGGGGGGGGGGGGGGGGGGGGGGGGGGGGGGGGGGGGGGGGGGGGGGGGGGGGGGGGGGGGGGGGGGGGGGGGGGGGGGGGGGGGGGGGGGGGGGGGGGGGGGGGGGGGGGGGGGGGGGGGGGGGGGGGGGGGGGGGGGGGGGGGGGGGGGGGGGGGGGGGGGGGGGGGGGGGGGGGGGGGGGGGGGGGGGGGGGGGGGGGGGGGGGGGGGGGGGGGGGGGGGGGGGGGGGGGGGGGGGGGGGGGGGGGGGGGGGGGGGGGGGGGGGGGGGGGGGGGGGGGGGGGGGGGGGGGGGGGGGGGGGGGGGGGGGGGGGGGGGGGGGGGGGGGGGGGGGGGGGGGGGGGGGGGGGGGGGGGGGGGGGGGGGGGGGGGGGGGGGGGGGGGGGGGGGGGGGGGGGGGGGGGGGGGGGGGGGGGGGGGGGGGGGGGGGGGGGGGGGGGGGGGGGGGGGGGGGGGGGGGGGGGGGGGGGGGGGGGGGGGGGGGGGGGGGGGGGGGGGGGGGGGGGGGGGGGGGGGGGGGGGGGGGGGGGGGGGGGGGGGGGGGGGGGGGGGGGGGGGGGGGGGGGGGGGGGGGGGGGGGGGGGGGGGGGGGGGGGGGGGGGGGGGGGGGGGGGGGGGGGGGGGGGGGGGGGGGGGGGGGGGGGGGGGGGGGGGGGGGGGGGGGGGGGGGGGGGGGGGGGGGGGGGGGGGGGGGGGGGGGGGGGGGGGGGGGGGGGGGGGGGGGGGGGGGGGGGGGGGGGGGGGGGGGGGGGGGGGGGGGGGGGGGGGGGGGGGGGGGGGGGGGGGGGGGGGGGGGGGGGGGGGGGGGGGGGGGGGGGGGGGGGGGGGGGGGGGGGGGGGGGGGGGGGGGGGGGGGGGGGGGGGGGGGGGGGGGGGGGGGGGGGGGGGGGGGGGGGGGGGGGGGGGGGGGGGGGGGGGGGGGGGGGGGGGGGGGGGGGGGGGGGGGGGGGGGGGGGGGGGGGGGGGGGGGGGGGGGGGGGGGGGGGGGGGGGGGGGGGGGGGGGGGGGGGGGGGGGGGGGGGGGGGGGGGGGGGGGGGGGGGGGGGGGGGGGGGGGGGGGGGGGGGGGGGGGGGGGGGGGGGGGGGGGGGGGGGGGGGGGGGGGGGGGGGGGGGGGGGGGGGGGGGGGGGGGGGGGGGGGGGGGGGGGGGGGGGGGGGGGGGGGGGGGGGGGGGGGGGGGGGGGGGGGGGGGGGGGGGGGGGGGGGGGGGGGGGGGGGGGGGGGGGGGGGGGGGGGGGGGGGGGGGGGGGGGGGGGGGGGGGGGGGGGGGGGGGGGGGGGGGGGGGGGGGGGGGGGGGGGGGGGGGGGGGGGGGGGGGGGGGGGGGGGGGGGGGGGGGGGGGGGGGGGGGGGGGGGGGGGGGGGGGGGGGGGGGGGGGGGGGGGGGGGGGGGGGGGGGGGGGGGGGGGGGGGGGGGGGGGGGGGGGGGGGGGGGGGGGGGGGGGGGGGGGGGGGGGGGGGGGGGGGGGGGGGGGGGGGGGGGGGGGGGGGGGGGGGGGGGGGGGGGGGGGGGGGGGGGGGGGGGGGGGGGGGGGGGGGGGGGGGGGGGGGGGGGGGGGGGGGGGGGGGGGGGGGGGGGGGGGGGGGGGGGGGGGGGGGGGGGGGGGGGGGGGGGGGGGGGGGGGGGGGGGGGGGGGGGGGGGGGGGGGGGGGGGGGGGGGGGGGGGGGGGGGGGGGGGGGGGGGGGGGGGGGGGGGGGGGGGGGGGGGGGGGGGGGGGGGGGGGGGGGGGGGGGGGGGGGGGGGGGGGGGGGGGGGGGGGGGGGGGGGGGGGGGGGGGGGGGGGGGGGGGGGGGGGGGGGGGGGGGGGGGGGGGGGGGGGGGGGGGGGGGGGGGGGGGGGGGGGGGGGGGGGGGGGGGGGGGGGGGGGGGGGGGGGGGGGGGGGGGGGGGGGGGGGGGGGGGGGGGGGGGGGGGGGGGGGGGGGGGGGGGGGGGGGGGGGGGGGGGGGGGGGGGGGGGGGGGGGGGGGGGGGGGGGGGGGGGGGGGGGGGGGGGGGGGGGGGGGGGGGGGGGGGGGGGGGGGGGGGGGGGGGGGGGGGGGGGGGGGGGGGGGGGGGGGGGGGGGGGGGGGGGGGGGGGGGGGGGGGGGGGGGGGGGGGGGGGGGGGGGGGGGGGGGGGGGGGGGGGGGGGGGGGGGGGGGGGGGGGGGGGGGGGGGGGGGGGGGGGGGGGGGGGGGGGGGGGGGGGGGGGGGGGGGGGGGGGGGGGGGGGGGGGGGGGGGGGGGGGGGGGGGGGGGGGGGGGGGGGGGGGGGGGGGGGGGGGGGGGGGGGGGGGGGGGGGGGGGGGGGGGGGGGGGGGGGGGGGGGGGGGGGGGGGGGGGGGGGGGGGGGGGGGGGGGGGGGGGGGGGGGGGGGGGGGGGGGGGGGGGGGGGGGGGGGGGGGGGGGGGGGGGGGGGGGGGGGGGGGGGGGGGGGGGGGGGGGGGGGGGGGGGGGGGGGGGGGGGGGGGGGGGGGGGGGGGGGGGGGGGGGGGGGGGGGGGGGGGGGGGGGGGGGGGGGGGGGGGGGGGGGGGGGGGGGGGGGGGGGGGGGGGGGGGGGGGGGGGGGGGGGGGGGGGGGGGGGGGGGGGGGGGGGGGGGGGGGGGGGGGGGGGGGGGGGGGGGGGGGGGGGGGGGGGGGGGGGGGGGGGGGGGGGGGGGGGGGGGGGGGGGGGGGGGGGGGGGGGGGGGGGGGGGGGGGGGGGGGGGGGGGGGGGGGGGGGGGGGGGGGGGGGGGGGGGGGGGGGGGGGGGGGGGGGGGGGGGGGGGGGGGGGGGGGGGGGGGGGGGGGGGGGGGGGGGGGGGGGGGGGGGGGGGGGGGGGGGGGGGGGGGGGGGGGGGGGGGGGGGGGGGGGGGGGGGGGGGGGGGGGGGGGGGGGGGGGGGGGGGGGGGGGGGGGGGGGGGGGGGGGGGGGGGGGGGGGGGGGGGGGGGGGGGGGGGGGGGGGGGGGGGGGGGGGGGGGGGGGGGGGGGGGGGGGGGGGGGGGGGGGGGGGGGGGGGGGGGGGGGGGGGGGGGGGGGGGGGGGGGGGGGGGGGGGGGGGGGGGGGGGGGGGGGGGGGGGGGGGGGGGGGGGGGGGGGGGGGGGGGGGGGGGGGGGGGGGGGGGGGGGGGGGGGGGGGGGGGGGGGGGGGGGGGGGGGGGGGGGGGGGGGGGGGGGGGGGGGGGGGGGGGGGGGGGGGGGGGGGGGGGGGGGGGGGGGGGGGGGGGGGGGGGGGGGGGGGGGGGGGGGGGGGGGGGGGGGGGGGGGGGGGGGGGGGGGGGGGGGGGGGGGGGGGGGGGGGGGGGGGGGGGGGGGGGGGGGGGGGGGGGGGGGGGGGGGGGGGGGGGGGGGGGGGGGGGGGGGGGGGGGGGGGGGGGGGGGGGGGGGGGGGGGGGGGGGGGGGGGGGGGGGGGGGGGGGGGGGGGGGGGGGGGGGGGGGGGGGGGGGGGGGGGGGGGGGGGGGGGGGGGGGGGGGGGGGGGGGGGGGGGGGGGGGGGGGGGGGGGGGGGGGGGGGGGGGGGGGGGGGGGGGGGGGGGGGGGGGGGGGGGGGGGGGGGGGGGGGGGGGGGGGGGGGGGGGGGGGGGGGGGGGGGGGGGGGGGGGGGGGGGGGGGGGGGGGGUGGGGGGGGGGGGGGGGGGGGGGGGGGGGGGGGGGGGGGGGGGGGGGGGGGGGGGGGGGGGGGGGGGGGGGGGGGGGGGGGGGGGGGGGGGGGGGGGGGGGGGGGGGGGGGGGGGGGGGGGGGGGGGGGGGGGGGGGGGGGGGGGGGGGGGGGGGGGGGGGGGGGGGGGGGGGGGGGGGGGGGGGGGGGGGGGGGGGGGGGGGGGGGGGGGGGGGGGGGGGGGGGGGGGGGGGGGGGGGGGGGGGGGGGGGGGGGGGGGGGGGGGGGGGGGGGGGGGGGGGGGGGGGGGGGGGGGGGGGGGGGGGGGGGGGGGGGGGGGGGGGGGGGGGGGGGGGGGGGGGGGGGGGGGGGGGGGGGGGGGGGGGGGGGGGGGGGGGGGGGGGGGGGGGGGGGGGGGGGGGGGGGGGGGGGGGGGGGGGGGGGGGGGGGGGGGGGGGGGGGGGGGGGGGGGGGGGGGGGGGGGGGGGGGGGGGGGGGGGGGGGGGGGGGGGGGGGGGGGGGGGGGGGGGGGGGGGGGGGGGGGGGGGGGGGGGGGGGGGGGGGGGGGGGGGGGGGGGGGGGGGGGGGGGGGGGGGGGGGGGGGGGGGGGGGGGGGGGGGGGGGGGGGGGGGGGGGGGGGGGGGGGGGGGGGGGGGGGGGGGGGGGGGGGGGGGGGGGGGGGGGGGGGGGGGGGGGGGGGGGGGGGGGGGGGGGGGGGGGGGGGGGGGGGGGGGGGGGGGGGGGGGGGGGGGGGGGGGGGGGGGGGGGGGGGGGGGGGGGGGGGGGGGGGGGGGGGGGGGGGGGGGGGGGGGGGGGGGGGGGGGGGGGGGGGGGGGGGGGGGGGGGGGGGGGGGGGGGGGGGGGGGGGGGGGGGGGGGGGGGGGGGGGGGGGGGGGGGGGGGGGGGGGGGGGGGGGGGGGGGGGGGGGGGGGGGGGGGGGGGGGGGGGGGGGGGGGGGGGGGGGGGGGGGGGGGGGGGGGGGGGGGGGGGGGGGGGGGGGGGGGGGGGGGGGGGGGGGGGGGGGGGGGGGGGGGGGGGGGGGGGGGGGGGGGGGGGGGGGGGGGGGGGGUGGGGGGGGGGGGGGGGGGGGGGGGGGGGGGGGGGGGGGGGGGGGGGGGGGGGGGGGGGGGGGGGGGGGGGGGGGGGGGGGGGGGGGGGGGGGGGGGGGGGGGGGGGGGGGGGGGGGGGGGGGGGGGGGGGGGGGGGGGGGGGGGGGGGUGGGGGGGGGGGGGGGGGGGGGGGGGGGGGGGGGGGGGGGGGGGGGGGGGGGGGGGGGGGGGGGGGGGGGGGGGGGGGGGGGGGGGGGGGGGGGGGGGGGGGGGGGGGGGGGGGGGGGGGGGGGGGGGGGGGGGGGGGGGGGGGGGGGGGGGGGGGGGGGGGGGGGGGGGGGGGGGGGGGGGGGGGGGGGGGGGGGGGGGGGGGGGGGGGGGGGGGGGGGGGGGGGGGGGGGGGGGGGGGGGGGGGGGGGGGGGGGGGGGGGGGGGGGGGGGGGGGGGGGGGGGGGGGGGGGGGGGGGGGGGGGGGGGGGGGGGGGGGGGGGGGGGGGGGGGGGGGGGGGGGGGGGGGGGGGGGGGGGGGGGGGGGGGGGGGGGGGGGGGGGGGGGGGGGGGGGGGGGGGGGGGGGGGGGGGGGGGGGGGGGGGGGGGGGGGGGGGGGGGGGGGGGGGGGGGGGGGGGGGGGGGGGGGGGGGGGGGGGGGGGGGGGGGGGGGGGGGGGGGGGGGGGGGGGGGGGGGGGGGGGGGGGGGGGGGGGGGGGGGGGGGGGGGGGGGGGGGGGGGGGGGGGGGGGGGGGGGGGGGGGGGGGGGGGGGGGGGGGGGGGGGGGGGGGGGGGGGGGGGGGGGGGGGGGGGGGGGGGGGGGGGGGGGGGGGGGGGGGGGGGGGGGGGGGGGGGGGGGGGGGGGGGGGGGGGGGGGGGGGGGGGGGGGGGGGGGGGGGGGGGGGGGGGGGGGGGGGGGGGGGGGGGGGGGGGGGGGGGGGGGGGGGGGGGGGGGGGGGGGGGGGGGGGGGGGGGGGGGGGGGGGGGGGGGGGGGGGGGGGGGGGGGGGGGGGGGGGGGGGGGGGGGGGGGGGGGGGGGGGGGGGGGGGGGGGGGGGGGGGGGGGGGGGGGGGGGGGGGGGGGGGGGGGGGGGGGGGGGGGGGGGGGGGGGGGGGGGGGGGGGGGGGGGGGGGGGGGGGGGGGGGGGGGGGGGGGGGGGGGGGGGGGGGGGGGGGGGGGGGGGGGGGGGGGGGGGGGGGGGGGGGGGGGGGGGGGGGGGGGGGGGGGGGGGGGGGGGGGGGGGGGGGGGGGGGGGGGGGGGGGGGGGGGGGGGGGGGGGGGGGGGGGGGGGGGGGGGGGGGGGGGGGGGGGGGGGGGGGGGGGGGGGGGGGGGGGGGGGGGGGGGGGGGGGGGGGGGGGGGGGGGGGGGGGGGGGGGGGGGGGGGGGGGGGGGGGGGGGGGGGGGGGGGGGGGGGGGGGGGGGGGGGGGGGGGGGGGGGGGGGGGGGGGGGGGGGGGGGGGGGGGGGGGGGGGGGGGGGGGGGGGGGGGGGGGGGGGGGGGGGGGGGGGGGGGGGGGGGGGGGGGGGGGGGGGGGGGGGGGGGGGGGGGGGGGGGGGGGGGGGGGGGGGGGGGGGGGGGGGGGGGGGGGGGGGGGGGGGGGGGGGGGGGGGGGGGGGGGGGGGGGGGGGGGGGGGGGGGGGGGGGGGGGGGGGGGGGGGGGGGGGGGGGGGGGGGGGGGGGGGGGGGGGGGGGGGGGGGGGGGGGGGGGGGGGGGGGGGGGGGGGGGGGGGGGGGGGGGGGGGGGGGGGGGGGGGGGGGGGGGGGGGGGGGGGGGGGGGGGGGGGGGGGGGGGGGGGGGGGGGGGGGGGGGGGGGGGGGGGGGGGGGGGGGGGGGGGGGGGGGGGGGGGGGGGGGGGGGGGGGGGGGGGGGGGGGGGGGGGGGGGGGGGGGGGGGGGGGGGGGGGGGGGGGGGGGGGGGGGGGGGGGGGGGGGGGGGGGGGGGGGGGGGGGGGGGGGGGGGGGGGGGGGGGGGGGGGGGGGGGGGGGGGGGGGGGGGGGGGGGGGGGGGGGGGGGGGGGGGGGGGGGGGGGGGGGGGGGGGGGGGGGGGGGGGGGGGGGGGGGGGGGGGGGGGGGGGGGGGGGGGGGGGGGGGGGGGGGGGGGGGGGGGGGGGGGGGGGGGGGGGGGGGGGGGGGGGGGGGGGGGGGGGGGGGGGGGGGGGGGGGGGGGGGGGGGGGGGGGGGGGGGGGGGGGGGGGGGGGGGGGGGGGGGGGGGGGGGGGGGGGGGGGGGGGGGGGGGGGGGGGGGGGGGGGGGGGGGGGGGGGGGGGGGGGGGGGGGGGGGGGGGGGGGGGGGGGGGGGGGGGGGGGGGGGGGGGGGGGGGGGGGGGGGGGGGGGGGGGGGGGGGGGGGGGGGGGGGGGGGGGGGGGGGGGGGGGGGGGGGGGGGGGGGGGGGGGGGGGGGGGGGGGGGGGGGGGGGGGGGGGGGGGGGGGGGGGGGGGGGGGGGGGGGGGGGGGGGGGGGGGGGGGGGGGGGGGGGGGGGGGGGGGGGGGGGGGGGGGGGGGGGGGGGGGGGGGGGGGGGGGGGGGGGGGGGGGGGGGGGGGGGGGGGGGGGGGGGGGGGGGGGGGGGGGGGGGGGGGGGGGGGGGGGGGGGGGGGGGGGGGGGGGGGGGGGGGGGGGGGGGGGGGGGGGGGGGGGGGGGGGGGGGGGGGGGGGGGGGGGGGGGGGGGGGGGGGGGGGGGGGGGGGGGGGGGGGGGGGGGGGGGGGGGGGGGGGGGGGGGGGGGGGGGGGGGGGGGGGGGGGGGGGGGGGGGGGGGGGGGGGGGGGGGGGGGGGGGGGGGGGGGGGGGGGGGGGGGGGGGGGGGGGGGGGGGGGGGGGGGGGGGGGGGGGGGGGGGGGGGGGGGGGGGGGGGGGGGGGGGGGGGGGGGGGGGGGGGGGGGGGGGUAGGGGGGGGGGGGGGGGGGGGGGGGGGGGGGGGGGGGGGGGGGGGGGGGGGGGGGGGGGGGGGGGGGGGGGGGGGGGGGGGGGGGGGGGGGGGGGGGGGGGGGGGGGGGGGGGGGGGGGGGGGGGGGGGGGGGGGGGGGGGGGGGGGGGGGGGGGGGGGGGGGGGGGGGGGGGGGGGGGGGGGGGGGGGGGGGGGGGGGGGGGGGGGGGGGGGGGGGGGGGGGGGGGGGGGGGGGGGGGGGGGGGGGGGGGGGGGGGGGGGGGGGGGGGGGGGGGGGGGGGGGGGGGGGGGGGGGGGGGGGGGGGGGGGGGGGGGGGGGGGGGGGGGGGGGGGGGGGGGGGGGGGGGGGGGGGGGGGGGGGGGGGGGGGGGGGGGGGGGGGGGGGGGGGGGGGGGGGGGGGGGGGGGGGGGGGGGGGGGGGGGGGGGGGGGGGGGGGGGGGGGGGGGGGGGGGGGGGGGGGGGGGGGGGGGGGGGGGGGGGGGGGGGGGGGGGGGGGGGGGGGGGGGGGGGGGGGGGGGGGGGGGGGGGGGGGGGGGGGGGGGGGGGGGGGGGGGGGGGGGGGGGGGGGGGGGGGGGGGGGGGGGGGGGGGGGGGGGGGGGGGGGGGGGGGGGGGGGGGGGGGGGGGGGGGGGGGGGGGGGGGGGGGGGGGGGGGGGGGGGGGGGGGGGGGGGGGGGGGGGGGGGGGGGGGGGGGGGGGGGGGGGGGGGGGGGGGGGGGGGGGGGGGGGGGGGGGGGGGGGGGGGGGGGGGGGGGGGGGGGGGGGGGGGGGGGGGGGGGGGGGGGGGGGGGGGGGGGGGGGGGGGGGGGGGGGGGGGGGGGGGGGGGGGGGGGGGGGGGGGGGGGGGGGGGGGGGGGGGGGGGGGGGGGGGGGGGGGGGGGGGGGGGGGGGGGGGGGGGGGGGGGGGGGGGGGGGGGGGGGGGGGGGGGGGGGGGGGGGGGGGGGGGGGGGGGGGGGGGGGGGGGGGGGGGGGGGGGGGGGGGGGGGGGGGGGGGGGGGGGGGGGGGGGGGGGGGGGGGGGGGGGGGGGGGGGGGGGGGGGGGGGGGGGGGGGGGGGGGGGGGGGGGGGGGGGGGGGGGGGGGGGGGGGGGGGGGGGGGGGGGGGGGGGGGGGGGGGGGGGGGGGGGGGGGGGGGGGGGGGGGGGGGGGGGGGGGGGGGGGGGGGGGGGGGGGGGGGGGGGGGGGGGGGGGGGGGGGGGGGGGGGGGGGGGGGGGGGGGGGGGGGGGGGGGGGGGGGGGGGGGGGGGGGGGGGGGGGGGGGGGGGGGGGGGGGGGGGGGGGGGGGGGGGGGGGGGGGGGGGGGGGGGGGGGGGGGGGGGGGGGGGGGGGGGGGGGGGGGGGGGGGGGGGGGGGGGGGGGGGGGGGGGGGGGGGGGGGGGGGGGGGGGGGGGGGGGGGGGGGGGGGGGGGGGGGGGGGGGGGGGGGGGGGGGGGGGGGGGGGGGGGGGGGGGGGGGGGGGGGGGGGGGGGGGGGGGGGGGGGGGGGGGGGGGGGGGGGGGGGGGGGGGGGGGGGGGGGGGGGGGGGGGGGGGGGGGGGGGGGGGGGGGGGGGGGGGGGGGGGGGGGGGGGGGGGGGGGGGGGGGGGGGGGGGGGGGGGGGGGGGGGGGGGGGGGGGGGGGGGGGGGGGGGGGGGGGGGGGGGGGGGGGGGGGGGGGGGGGGGGGGGGGGGGGGGGGGGGGGGGGGGGGGGGGGGGGGGGGGGGGGGGGGGGGGGGGGGGGGGGGGGGGGGGGGGGGGGGGGGGGGGGGGGGGGGGGGGGGGGGGGGGGGGGGGGGGGGGGGGGGGGGGGGGGGGGGGGGGGGGGGGGGGGGGGGGGGGGGGGGGGGGGGGGGGGGGGGGGGGGGGGGGGGGGGGGGGGGGGGGGGGGGGGGGGGGGGGGGGGGGGGGGGGGGGGGGGGGGGGGGGGGGGGGGGGGGGGGGGGGGGGGGGGGGGGGGGGGGGGGGGGGGGGGGGGGGGGGGGGGGGGGGGGGGGGGGGGGGGGGGGGGGGGGGGGGGGGGGGGGGGGGGGGGGGGGGGGGGGGGGGGGGGGGGGGGGGGGGGGGGGGGGGGGGGGGGGGGGGGGGGGGGGGGGGGGGGGGGGGGGGGGGGGGGGGGGGGGGGGGGGGGGGGGGGGGGGGGGGGGGGGGGGGGGGGGGGGGGGGGGGGGGGGGGGGGGGGGGGGGGGGGGGGGGGGGGGGGGGGGGGGGGGGGGGGGGGGGGGGGGGGGGGGGGGGGGGGGGGGGGGGGGGGGGGGGGGGGGGGGGGGGGGGGGGGGGGGGGGGGGGGGGGGGGGGGGGGGGGGGGGGGGGGGGGGGGGGGGGGGGGGGGGGGGGGGGGGGGGGGGGGGGGGGGGGGGGGGGGGGGGGGGGGGGGGGGGGGGGGGGGGGGGGGGGGGGGGGGGGGGGGGGGGGGGGGGGGGGGGGGGGGGGGGGGGGGGGGGGGGGGGGGGGGGGGGGGGGGGGGGGGGGGGGGGGGGGGGGGGGGGGGGGGGGGGGGGGGGGGGGGGGGGGGGGGGGGGGGGGGGGGGGGGGGGGGGGGGGGGGGGGGGGGGGGGGGGGGGGGGGGGGGGGGGGGGGGGGGGGGGGGGGGGGGGGGGGGGGGGGGGGGGGGGGGGGGGGGGGGGGGGGGGGGGGGGGGGGGGGGGGGGGGGGGGGGGGGGGGGGGGGGGGGGGGGGGGGGGGGGGGGGGGGGGGGGGGGGGGGGGGGGGGGGGGGGGGGGGGGGGGGGGGGGGGGGGGGGGGGGGGGGGGGGGGGGGGGGGGGGGGGGGGGGGGGGGGGGGGGGGGGGGGGGGGGGGGGGGGGGGGGGGGGGGGGGGGGGGGGGGGGGGGGGGGGGGGGGGGGGGGGGGGGGGGGGGGGGGGGGGGGGGGGGGGGGGGGGGGGGGGGGGGGGGGGGGGGGGGGGGGGGGGGGGGGGGGGGGGGGGGGGGGGGGGGGGGGGGGGGGGGGGGGGGGGGGGGGGGGGGGGGGGGGGGGGGGGGGGGGGGGGGGGGGGGGGGGGGGGGGGGGGGGGGGGGGGGGGGGGGGGGGGGGGGGGGGGGGGGGGGGGGGGGGGGGGGGGGGGGGGGGGGGGGGGGGGGGGGGGGGGGGGGGGGGGGGGGGGGGGGGGGGGGGGGGGGGGGGGGGGGGGGGGGGGGGGGGGGGGGGGGGGGGGGGGGGGGGGGGGGGGGGGGGGGGGGGGGGGGGGGGGGGGGGGGGGGGGGGGGGGGGGGGGGGGGGGGGGGGGGGGGGGGGGGGGGGGGGGGGGGGGGGGGGGGGGGGGGGGGGGGGGGGGGGGGGGGGGGGGGGGGGGGGGGGGGGGGGGGGGGGGGGGGGGGGGGGGGGGGGGGGGGGGGGGGGGGGGGGGGGGGGGGGGGGGGGGGGGGGGGGGGGGGGGGGGGGGGGGGGGGGGGGGGGGGGGGGGGGGGGGGGGGGGGGGGGGGGGGGGGGGGGGGGGGGGGGGGGGGGGGGGGGGGGGGGGGGGGGGGGGGGGGGGGGGGGGGGGGGGGGGGGGGGGGGGGGGGGGGGGGGGGGGGGGGGGGGGGGGGGGGGGGGGGGGGGGGGGGGGGGGGGGGGGGGGGGGGGGGGGGGGGGGGGGGGGGGGGGGGGGGGGGGGGGGGGGGGGGGGGGGGGGGGGGGGGGGGGGGGGGGGGGGGGGGGGGGGGGGGGGGGGGGGGGGGGGGGGGGGGGGGGGGGGGGGGGGGGGGGGGGGGGGGGGGGGGGGGGGGGGGGGGGGGGGGGGGGGGGGGGGGGGGGGGGGGGGGGGGGGGGGGGGGGGGGGGGGGGGGGGGGGGGGGGGGGGGGGGGGGGGGGGGGGGGGGGGGGGGGGGGGGGGGGGGGGGGGGGGGGGGGGGGGGGGGGGGGGGGGGGGGGGGGGGGGGGGGGGGGGGGGGGGGGGGGGGGGGGGGGGGGGGGGGGGGGGGGGGGGGGGGGGGGGGGGGGGGGGGGGGGGGGGGGGGGGGGGGGGGGGGGGGGGGGGGGGGGGGGGGGGGGGGGGGGGGGGGGGGGGGGGGGGGGGGGGGGGGGGGGGGGGGGGGGGGGGGGGGGGGGGGGGGGGGGGGGGGGGGGGGGGGGGGGGGGGGGGGGGGGGGGGGGGGGGGGGGGGGGGGGGGGGGGGGGGGGGGGGGGGGGGGGGGGGGGGGGGGGGGGGGGGGGGGGGGGGGGGGGGGGGGGGGGGGGGGGGGGGGGGGGGGGGGGGGGGGGGGGGGGGGGGGGGGGGGGGGGGGGGGGGGGGGGGGGGGGGGGGGGGGGGGGGGGGGGGGGGGGGGGGGGGGGGGGGGGGGGGGGGGGGGGGGGGGGGGGGGGGGGGGGGGGGGGGGGGGGGGGGGGGGGGGGGGGGGGGGGGGGGGGGGGGGGGGGGGGGGGGGGGGGGGGGGGGGGGGGGGGGGGGGGGGGGGGGGGGGGGGGGGGGGGGGGGGGGGGGGGGGGGGGGGGGGGGGGGGGGGGGGGGGGGGGGGGGGGGGGGGGGGGGGGGGGGGGGGGGGGGGGGGGGGGGGGGGGGGGGGGGGGGGGGGGGGGGGGGGGGGGGGGGGGGGGGGGGGGGGGGGGGGGGGGGGGGGGGGGGGGGGGGGAGGGAGGACUAUGAUAGCCCCAUAGCCCUCAUUUAG